UGAAAAUGAAGAAGAGUUUUGGAAAAACUCACUCAGUUGUCCAGCUUCUCCUUAUUCUUUGGAUGACAUCCCUCAUCCACAUUGCAGUUGGGGAUUAUUCAGCAACUUAUCUUCCGGAAGGCGAAUCACAUUUCAUCUCCUUUCCACACACCUCUGAAAUACGGUUGUAUGAAGCAACCUUGCUACAAACAAACGCCACGAAUGGAUUUCAAGUUGUGCUUCAAAAUUUGCGAAUCUAUGAUGAUGAUAGUAAAGUCCAAAUAGGAACAGGUAACGACCCAUCUGAUAUACGGUCUGUUAUCACAACUAUCCGUGGACAUACACACGACGCUCUUGAUCAUGUUUAUGUAGAUAACAAUGAGAUGUGGUUUGCCGCCAUAGGAUCAGGGCUAGACCACGGUGUUGGUAUUACUGCCAUUGAUUUGCUGAAUUUCUUUCCUUGUUUGGGAUCGAUCAUGAACGUGUCAGUAACGUUAGUUUGCGAUGGAUAUUACGACUGUGACAAUUAUGAGGAUGAAUCAUCAUGUAAUUAUUCAGCAACUUAUCUUCCGGAAGGCGAAUCACAUUUCAUCUCCUUACCAGACACCUCUGAAAUACGGUUGUAUGAAGCAACCUUGCUACAAACAAACGCCUCGAAUGGAUUUCGAGUUGUGUUUCAAAAUGUGCGACUCUCUGAUGAUAGUAUAGUCCAAAUAGGAACAGGUAACGACCCAUCUGAUAUACAGUCUGUUAUCACAACUAUCCAUGGAUAUACACACUACGCUCCUGAUCAUGUUUAUGUAGAUAACAAUGAGAUGUGGUUUGCCGCCAUAGGACCAGGGCAAGACAGUUAUUUCCGAAUGGGUGUUGGUAUUGCUGCCAUUGAUUUGCUGAAUUUCUUUCCUUGUUUGGGAUCGAUCAUGAACGUGUCAGUAACGUUAGUUUGCGAUGGAUAUUACGACUGUGACAAUUAUGAGGAUGAAUCAUCAUGUAAUUAUUCAGCAACUUAUCUUCAGAAGGGCGGUUCACAUUUCAUCUCCUUACCAACCACCACUACAACACGAUUGUAUAUCGCAACCUUACUACAAACAAACGCUACAAAUGGAUUUCGAGUUGUGUUUCAAGACGUCCCGUAUCUCGAAAAUGAUGAUAAUAUAGUCCAAAUAGGGAUAGGUAACGAUCCGUCUGACAUACAGUCUGUCAUCAUAACUAUCCAUGGAUACACAAGAUACGCUCCUGACGAUGUAUAUGUAUAUAACAAUGAGAUGUGGAUUGCUGCCAUAGGAGCAAAGAGUGACUCCGAGCUUAAAAUGGACGUUGAGAUCAUUUCCAUUGACCUAUCAACCUUACUUGCCUGUUCAGGCUCCAAGAUGAUCGUGUUACCGACUCUCCUUUGCGAUGGACUUUACCACUGCGAUCAUUACGAGGAUGAAUUAGCAUGCAAUUAUUCAGCAACAUAUCUUGAGGUAGGCGAAUCAUAUUUCAUCAACAUGUAUUCCUACGAACGACUAUACAAUGUAACCUUGCUACAAACAAACGCUAUGAAAGGAUUUCGAGUUUUUUUCCAAGAUUUUCUACUCUAUUCUGAUGCUGAAGUCAAAAUAGGGACAGGUAACGAUCCGUCUGACAAUCAGUCUGUCAUCACAACUAUCCACGGAAGUGUACCUUACGCUUAUGAUGUCUAUGUAGAUACCAAUGAGAUGUGGUUUGUUGCCAAAGGAGGAAAGGAUAAAUCCCCUGUUGUAUUGGAUGUUGAGAUCAUUUCCAUUAAGCUAUCAGCCUUUUUUUAUUGUUCGAGCUCCAACAUGAGCGUGUCACCAACUGUCCUGUGCGACGGGCUUUACCAAUGUGAUCAUUACGAGGAUGAAUCAGCAUGCGAUUACUCAUCAACAUAUCUUGAGGAAGGCGAAUCUUAUUUUAUCUACAAACCGAUCUCCACCUUUAACAGCCGAUCGUACAAGGUAACCUUGCUACAAACAAACGCUAUGAAAGGAUUUCGAGUUGUGUACCAACAUUCGUCUUACUACUUUCAUGGUAAGGCGAUGUUAGGGACCGGUAACGACCCAUCUGAUAGUCAGUCUGUCAUCACCAUUUUCAACAAAGAUACAAAUUACGAUCAGGAUGUCUAUGUAAAUACCAAUGAGAUGUGGUUUGCUGUCAUAGGAACGAAGAGUACCCUCUCGCGGUUUGACAUUGAUGUUGAGAUCAUUUCCAUUGACCUAUCAACCUUUUUUUAUUGUUCGAGCUCCAACAUAAGCGUGUCAACAACUGUCCUGUGCGAUGGACUUUACCACUGCGAUCAUUUCGAGGAUGAAUCGGCAUGCAAUAAUUUAGCUACAUAUCUGCAGAAAGGCGAAUCACAUUUCAUCAACAUACCGCUCACCCGCACUAGCCGAUGGUUCAAUGCAAGCUUGGUACAAACAAGUACUAUGUAUGGUUUUCGAAUCGCGUUUCAAUAUAUGGAUCUAAGCUAUGAUGAUGAAGUCCAAAUAGGGACAGGUAAUGAUCCGUCUGAUAUACAAUCUGUCACCACAACUAUCCAUGGAGCCAUAGACUACGCUCCUGAUGAUGUCUAUGUAGGUACCAAUGAGAUGUGGUUUGCUGUCAUAGGAGGAAAGAGUUACUCCAGGCUUCAGGUGGAAGCUGAGAUCAUUCCCUUUGACUUAUCAAUUGACUGUUCUGGUAGCAACCCAUGUCAGAACGGAGGUACCUGUGAGGACAAUGCAUGUACAUGUGUCGCGGGUUUUAAUGGAGUUGUUUGUAGUACAGUUGACUGUUCUGGGAGCAACCCAUGUCGGAACGGAGGUACCUGUAAGAACAAUGCAUGUAAAUGUGCUGCAAGAUUUAAUGGAGCUUUGUGUGGUACAGUUGACUGUUCUGGGAGCAACCCAUGUCGGAACGGAGGUACCUGUGAGAACAAUGCAUGUACAUGUGCUGCGGGAUUCGAUGGCGCUUUGUGUGGUACAGUUGACUGUUCUGGGAGCAACCCAUGUCGGAACGGAGGUACCUGUAAGAACAAUGCAUGUAAAUGUCCUGCAAGAUUUAAUGGAGCUUUGUGUAGUACAGUUGCCUGUUCUAGGAGACACCCAUGUCGGAACGGAGGUACCUGUGAGAACAAUGCAUGUACAUGUGCUGCGGGAUUUGAUGGAGCUUUGUGUGGUACAGUUGACUGUUCUGGGAGCAACCCAUGUCGGAACGGAGGUACCUGUAAGAACAAUGCAUGUAAAUGUCCUGCAAGAUUUAAUGGAGCUUUGUGUAGUACAGUUGCCUGUUCUAGGAGACACCCAUGUCGGAACGGAGGUACCUGUAAGAAAAAAGCAUGUAAAUGUGCUGCGGGAUUUAAUGGAGAUUUGUGUAGUACAGUUGACUGUUCUGGGAGCAACCCAUGUCGGAACGGAGGUACCUGUGAGAACAAUGCAUGUACAUGUGCUGCGGGAUUUGAUGGAGCUUUGUGUAGUACAGUUGACUGUUCUGGGAGCAACCCAUGUCGGAACGGAGGUGUCUGUGAGAACAAUGCAUGUACAUGUGCUGCGGGGUUCGAUGGAGCUUUGUGUAAUCAGGGCAUGUGAGUUAAAGUCUCACCUCCCUGGUGUAAUACAGGUUAGAAAAUACAUUGUAACAUAUUGUUAUGUAGUAGUUGUAUCAGGGCUCAC
Strongylocentrotus purpuratus (purple sea urchin) is the source of this 3632-nucleotide messenger RNA. RefSeq lists its product as uncharacterized. Gene Ontology annotation, biological process: heterophilic cell-cell adhesion; establishment or maintenance of epithelial cell apical/basal polarity. The transcript has 21 exons. The record is from RefSeq and is a predicted model, not a curated record. Gene Ontology annotation, molecular function: Notch binding. Gene Ontology annotation, cellular component: protein-containing complex; plasma membrane. Bases 6 to 3548 code for a protein of 1180 amino acids. Lineage: Eukaryota; Metazoa; Echinodermata; Echinoidea; Camarodonta; Strongylocentrotidae.